Molecule: messenger RNA, 4659 nt
Organism: Thalassophryne amazonica
Lineage: Eukaryota; Metazoa; Chordata; Actinopteri; Batrachoidiformes; Batrachoididae
Gene: aff2
Product: AF4/FMR2 family, member 2
Exons: 25
Coding region: 177-4619 (1480 amino acids)
Biological process (GO): regulation of RNA splicing
Cellular component (GO): nucleus; nuclear speck
Molecular function (GO): G-quadruplex RNA binding
Source: RefSeq, a predicted model, not a curated record
UGGAGUCGGAGCGCAGCGCCCUGAAGAGGAGAGAGUGGGAGAGGAGGACCCAGGAGGUCCAGCAGGAUGAAGACCUGUUCUCAAGUGGAUUCAAUCUGUUUGGAGAACCUUAUAAAACUAAUAAAGGUGAUGCAUUGGCCAGUCGUGUCCAGAACACUCUGGGCUCCUACGAGGAAAUGAAAGACCUUUUAACCAACCACUCUAACCAGAGCCACUUAGUGGGAAUACCCAAAGGCAGCAACACAACCAACAACCUGCAAACCCCGACCACUUCUACCACAGAGAGGCUGGCUAUGGAAUCCCAGCAGGUGCAGCUUUUCAACGAAUCCCUGAGAGGAGGAACAGGUGGAGGAGGAGCAGGAGGUGUUGGGGACAAGAGGACAGGAAAUGCCUCUUCUUCGACAUCCACCGUCACCUCUAUGCAACCUCCUGUUUCAGCCGCAUCAUCAUCAUCAUCAUCAUUAUCAUCAUCAUCAUCAUCAGGUUCCAUGAUGAUGCCUCAUCAGAAUUCCAAAAAGUCCCGGAGCACUGUAGAAUGGUCGAGAGGAGGCCAUGGACAAAGUGCACAAGGAGCAGGCCUUGUUCUGGGGAUAGGACAAGGGCAGGGCCAGACUGUAGGAAAUUCAAGUGGGAGAGGAAAAAUGACCUCAUUGGAGGAGCAACAAAGGCAUGAAGAGCUCUUUUGCUCACUAAAAGAUGAACUUGGACUAAAGGGAGACUCAAGCCCAUCUUCCUCCUCUUCAUCAUCCUGUUCCUCUUCUUCCUCUUCUGGGAGAAGGCAUUCUUCCCAUCCCUCCAAAGCACUUUCUCUCUCAGAUGGUGGAACCUUUCGAUCUUCCACUUUGGACACUGGUCAGUUCAAGUCUUCCAGUAACCCAGAAAAUGGUGGACACUUCAAAUCCUCUCCAUUUGAAAAUGAGGCCACUUCUCACUUCUCCUCUUCCUCUCCACUGGCUUCCACUUCAGUUCUGACCACACCCACUCCUGGUCUAACCACCCCUACAUCUGGAUUGACCACACCCACUUUCCCACCUGGUAGCUUAUCGGGGAAGCCAGUUGCGGUGCAGCAAAAGCCUACGGCGUACGUUCGACCAAUGGAUGGACAGGACCAGGCUCCCAGCGACUCUCCUCAUCUUAAACCCCCCCUAGUGGCCAUGGAAAGUUUCAGCAAUAGUCAAGUUUAUGGAGGAAACUCUGGGAAUGUGAAGAAUAAACUGCCAAAACUGAGUCUCAACCACACAGCUGAGGUCAGUCUACCAAACGUCUCCAGCUGUGUUGAGGAGAUUUUGCGGGAGAUGACACAUUCCUGGCCUCCUCCUCUCACAGCCAUCCACACUCCUUUGAAGGCUGAUCAGACCAAGUUUCCCAUCCCAAAUCAGGACACACAACAUGUGACCUCAGGCUACAACACCGACAAGCGAUGUUCUCUAUCAGCUAACAAGCCUGCUGCUAAACCACCAAUGGCACCGCAGAAGUCUAUGUUGGAGGAUGAUCUGAAAAUCAGCAGCGAUGAGGAAGAGGCGGAACAACAGGUGUCUGAAAACCCCAAAGCCAGAGGCACAGCUGUGAGUGGUGGUUCAGGGAGCAGCAGCGAAUCAGAGAGUAGCUCAGAGUCGGACACAGAUGAAUCAGAGAGCAGUUCCAGUGACAGCGAAUACAACCAGGCCUCUCGAACCAACACUCCAGAGCCUGAGACCCCCUCCACCAACAAGUGGCAGUUGGACAGCUGGCUGAACAAGGUCCAGGCUCAAACCAAACCUCUGGUUCCUCCACAGCAGGAACAUCAUGACACAGGAACCAUCACCCAGGCUCCAGGGACUCUUUCUCCAGAACAUGAAGCGCAUGGAACCGCAACAGUAACCAAGACUAAACCAUGUGGCCUGAACAGCACAUCUGUUCCAGCUGCACCGAUAAUCGAACAUAAGGAUACGAGGGGAGCCUUUGGUUCAGGCAGAGAAAAGAACAAGGCCAAGCUGAGCCAGAAGUCAACAGCAGAGGGGCAGAGAUUAAAGACGAAGCUGUCGCCAGGACUACUGUCAGGCCCAGAGGUCACAACCCCAAGGCGAAAUACCACAGGGAAGAAACAGCCCAGAAGAACCGAGAGGUCAAAUAGUGUGGAAGAUAAUCAGAACCAGACAUGGAGUAGAGCAAAUCCGCACAGCCCUGCAGCCAGGGAAAAGGACCUGUUGCCUCCCCCCUCUGUGGAGAAUCAGAACUCCUCCAGGCCACGAAGUAAAGCCCCAAGUGGGAAAACAGCCCCCAGGAAAGAACCUCGCAGUACCACCAACUCAAACAGUACGAUCAUUCCUCCAGCAUCACUACAACAAACCCCCGUGCCCAUACCUGCCGUGGGUGUAAACCAGGAUAAGAGGAAACACAGAGGCCCCAAUAGCAGAAUCACCCCCAAAUCACGAGAGUUUAUUGAAACAGAGUCGUCUUCUUCCUCUUCGGAAUGCCAGUCAGAUUCAGAAGAAGCCAUCAAAAUCCAAGCUCUCUCCUCAUUGACAACACGUGCUGCAAUGAGUGACCAGACAUUGUCCAAUACACACAUACACAACCUUAAUUCUGGUAACACUAUUGGGAGUCUUGGAACAUUCAGAGGGAAGGGACUUCGAGUUAAAGAUGGCAGCAGUGUGGUCACCAACGGUAGCAGCAGCAGUAAUAAUGGUAGCAUUAACAGUGGUAGUAAUGGCAGCAGUAGUAGCUGUAAUUCCCUAAGCAUUACUAACUUAAGUGGCUCCUUUGGUACUUCUGUUCCUGAUCCUGGAGGGUUAGCGGGACAGCGCAAAGACCUGGGAUCCAGGUCUCCUCCUUCCAACCUGGGACAUGAAGUGCCUCGUUCCCCCUUGAGGGAGUACCAAGAGAUACAGAGUUUGUGGGUCAAAAUUGACCUGACUUUGCUCAGCAGGGUCCCUGGCCAGGGUUUGACUGAAAGACCCAGGGUAGACACCACUGAACGAGAAGCGAGUGAAGUACUGGGUGAGAGAGACAGAGAGAGACAAGGGGAGAGGGAGAGGAUAGGAGUGGGAGAAAGACAAAGACAGAAGCAGGAAGACAGUGAGUGGUCAGGGCAGAAAGAACGACACAAAUUAACGAAAGGGGAAGGAAGGGAAGAAGAAAAUGAAAGGAUAGGGCAGGAUAGAGAGCGAGAUAAAUUAAUGGAGCGAGAGAGGGAAAGGGUGAUGGUGAGGGACAGAGAUAAGGUAUGCCAAGGUCUAGGGGUUUUGGACAACCCUCCACUGCAAGACCAGAGUAAUUUAAGGCUGGUUGGGAGGAUGGAGAGAGGAGACAAUGGAGGCAAACACAAGAGGCAGACAGCCGGCAGCAUGGCGGUCCCAUCAGAAAAACACACCAGCAAGAGCAAGAGGAAACACAAGUCGGACCACAGUGAGUCAUCAGUCAAUGGCAAGAAGCUACGUUUGGACAAAGACUGCCAGCUCCUCCCACCCUGCAUCUCUCCAAUACAUAACCACAAGAGCAGCUCCACGGACAGCUCCCUAAACAGAAAGCCGUGUCGACGGCGUGAUGAGAAGGCGCUUCCUCCCCUCCUGUCUCCCCUGUCUGAUGAUCCUGCACCUAAACGUACCUGUGACGGCAGUUCCUCCCUCAGCCAUGAGGGUGGAGCCAUUGGGUUGCUUCUGUGCACCAGCUCUUCCUCAUCCUCACACAGACACAGGAGAGGAGAAGGGAAGGCGUUCUCACAGAUGAAAAACGGCGGUGAAAUUGACCAUCAUGGCGAGAAACCCUGUGCAGACAGUUACCAUGCCAACAGACAGUCUGACUUGGAGGUGUGGUCUGAAACACAGAUGGAGCAUGCAGAAAGUCGCAGGCCGAGGUUGUCAUUUAGCGACAUAGUCCACAGUGCAGAUUUCCACAUGCAGGAAGCCAAAAGACUGAAGCACAAAGCUGAUGCUCUGACGGACAAAUUUGGAAAAGCGAUGAACUACGCAGACGGUGCUCUCUCAUUCAUCGAGUGUGGAAAUGCUAUGGAGCGAGACCCACUAGAGGCCAAAUCACCGUAUACCAUGUACUCUGAAACUGUAGAACUUAUCAGGUAUGCCAUGAGGUUGAAGAACUUCACCAGCCAUUCAGCAACCGUCGCUGAGAAGAUGCUAGCUGUGCUGUGUAACCGCUGUCUGUCUCUGCUGUAUCUGAGGAUGUUCCAUCUAAAGAAAGACCACGCUGUCAAGUACUCACGGUCGCUCAUGGACUACUUCAAGAAUUCAGCCAAGAGCUCCCAUCAAGCCCCUUCUCCCUGGAGGACCAAUGGGAAAGUCAAUGGGAGUCCAUCUCCUCUCUCACUCAGCCCCUCCCCAGCCAGCAGUGGAAGUGGAGGAGCAGGAGGAGGAUGUGGAGGUGCUCCAGGCUCAUCUGGCAGUGUGGCUAUUCCCCAGCGAAUUCACCACAUGGCUGCCAGUCAUGUUAACAUCACAAACAACAUCCUGCGGAGCUACGAACACUGGGAGAGUGCUGACAGACUGGCUGCUGACAGCCAAGAGUUCUUCCAGGAGUUGGACUCUGUGAUGGGGCCGUUGAGUCAGCAAAGCAGCAUGACUGAGUUGGUGCGCUACAUCGGGCAGGGACUGCACUGGCUCCGCAUCGAGGCUCACCUGCUGUAGAGACGGGACCAGAGCCAACUAAAAAACAAACAAAAGAAAA